ACAUGAAUUAAGUAUUUUCUUCUUUUCACAAAACAUACAGUUUAGGUGUCGAAACUGUUUUAUUUGUCAAAUACCGAACAAUUUGUAUUAAUACACGUUGUAGCCGUUUGAAUCGCACGCAGCAUUACUAGCAUGUAGCCGCUAGCUUAUACGUCACUGUAGUGUUUUAUAUGGAGAUAUAGGUACCUGUUAAUAAGAAGAUGAGUGAACUGAAGGACUGCCCACCUCUGAAGUACUAUGACUUUAAACCUGUAGACCACUUGAAAGUGUGUCCACGCUAUACCGCAGUGCUCAGCCGCUCUGAAGAUGAUGGCAUUGGCAUUGAAGAGCUGGACACACUUCAGCUUGAGCUGGAAACGCUCCUUUCCUCUGCCAGCCGGCGCCUCAGAGCACUAGAAGAACAGAGACAGAUCCUUACAGACUGGCAGGACAAAAAAGGCGACAAGAGGUUCCUGAAAUUAGGGAAAGAUGCAGAUCUUUCAGCCUCUUCCCGCCAUUCCAAGCCCAAGAAACAGAAACUUGAUGGAAAAGGUAGUCAUUGUCCUAGGACAGGUCCAGGGAGACCAAAAUCGAAUACCAUACAGACCAAAGUCCAAGACUUUGAAUUUGAAGUGGACACACAAGAUAUACCCCGCAAUCCUAAAAAUGAUGCUCCCAACAGAUUCUGGGCCUCAGUGGAGCCCUACUGUGCAGACAUUACAAAUGAAGAGAUCCGAGUUCUUGAAGAAUUGCUUAAACCACCCGAUGAUGAUGCUGAGUACUAUAAGAUCCCAGCUUUGGGGAAGCACUAUUCCCAGCGCUGGGCUCAAGAAGACCUGUUAGAGGAGCAAAGAGAGGGGGCAAGAGCUAAUGACAAGAAGAAAAGCAUGAUGGGUCCUCUUUCUGAAUUGGAUGCUAAAGAUGUAGACGCCCUACUGAAAAAGUCAGAGUCACAACACGAGCUACCAGAAGAUGGCUGUCCCUUCGGCCCUCUUACUCAGCGGCUUUUACAAGCACUGGUUGAGGAAAAUAUUAUAUCCCCUAUGGAGGAUUCCCCUAUUCCUGACAUACCAGGAAAGGAUGAUGGAGCUGGAACAUCACCUCGUAGCCAAGGAAAAGCCUUUAGUGUGCCUCACACUCGCUCUCUGGAGGCUCGUAUAAGAGAAGAGCUAGUGGCUCAGGGCUUACUGGACUCUGAUGAGAGGCAGGGUGGGGGCGGUGAGUCUGAAGAUGAGGUACUGGCUGAACUUCAGAAAAGACAGGCUGAACUCAAAGCGCUUACCGCUCACAACCGUGCACGCAAGCAGGAGCUGCUCAAGUUAGCGCGGGAUGAGAUGAGAAAACAAGAGCUUCGUCAGCGGGUUCGAGUGGCCGAUAAUGAAGUUAUGGAGGCUUUCCGUCGCAUCAUGGCAGCCAGGCAAAAGAAACGCACACCGACAAAAAAAGAAAAAGAUCAGGCCUGGAAAGCUUUGAAAGAGAGAGAAAGUAUUCUCAAACUCUUAGAUGGAUGAAUAUGACGGGCAGCUAUUCUGUGAUGUGUUUUAUAUGAAUGAUUGUUUGCUAUGGACAGGUUAUACUGACAACUUAAAACAGUUUUGAAUCCAGGCUUAACUGAGAGAUGGUUAAAGAAUUCAACAUAUUUUGAUGAAAUAUUCAUAUAUUUUGAAUGCCCUCAAUUUAAAAUAAGAUCAAACCAUGACAAUGUCCUGUAAAUAAAGAUAUUUGACACUAAAGGUUGAAAGUGCCACUGAUGAUCAAUAAUGCCAGAACUAUAGGACCUUUGACUGAUUUCUGUACAGUUUCAAAAGCUAUUACCAUUAAAGACAUUCAAGCUAUUAUCUUUUUUUUUUUUUUUUACAUUAUUUAGUUCAAUAAAUCAGUGACAUUGUCUUGGGGUUUUAUAUGGUUGAAGACACAAGCGUAGUAGUGUGCAUGGAAAGUCAAAGUUUGUAAAUGAAAACUACGCAUAUUUUGUUAUUGUGAUUCUACAGUGAGUACAGUUGUUUGUAUCUUAAAUUUUGUAAACCUCUAAACCUUGACAUUGCUGUUGCAUGCAUAUGUGAAAAUAAAAGCAUCUGAUUGCA
Messenger RNA from Misgurnus anguillicaudatus (oriental weatherfish), 2063 nucleotides. RefSeq names its product transcriptional adaptor 3 (NGG1 homolog, yeast)-like (gene tada3l). The record is from RefSeq and is a predicted model, not a curated record. Gene Ontology annotation, biological process: regulation of transcription by RNA polymerase II. Lineage: Eukaryota; Metazoa; Chordata; Actinopteri; Cypriniformes; Cobitidae. Gene Ontology annotation, cellular component: SAGA complex. Gene Ontology annotation, molecular function: transcription coactivator activity.